AUGGAUCAAGCUGGGCCAUUUAACCGAGUGAAAUCGGUAUCUCCGCCCUUAAAAGGAUCCUUUCCUCUCGAUCAUGACAGGAAAUGCAAACUAGAGAUGCUAAAGUAUAUGUGUUGUUUACACGAGAAAAAGCAACAUAAUUCCGAGUGCAGGGAUCUCGCUCGUGAGUAUUUUAAAUGUCGCAUGGAUAAUGGAUUAAUGGAUAAAGAUGAAUGGGAAACUCUUGGAUAUCGUGAUAUCACAAAGGCG
Mesorhabditis belari is the source of this 249-nucleotide messenger RNA. Lineage: Eukaryota; Metazoa; Nematoda; Chromadorea; Rhabditida; Rhabditidae. The record is from the annotation of a GenBank genome assembly.